AUGGUAGCCACGAUACGUCGUCAACAUGAGUUCAUGUCAGUCUUUCUUGUCGUCCUCGAUAGUGUUUGCGGCGCCCAUAACAUAAGUCAAACGCUCCCUGAAAAUUCGAGCAGCGUCACCCCUGUGCCAUACGCAUCUUUCGAGCAGCUCUCCCCAGACAAAAACAGAACCGUUUCUGGAGUAGCGAUACCGGUUGACAAAGAUACUGAACAAGACAAAGCCAAAGAUAUCGAAAACGACGAGGACGAAAGGAUGUUUGAUUGGAUUCAUUCGUCGCUUUCUUCUUCUACCGAACCACUAUUGGUUAAAACCGAAGAGCACAUCGAAAGUUCCACUGAAGCACUCGUAACGAGAUCACAACAUGAGUGGGCACAAAAGAUGAAAGACGUACAGUUAUUGCAUACGGAAGGCAAGCGCAAUGAAAAUGACCUUGAAAGACUUUAUAAACUGAUUUUAGAAUUUCGUGAGAGCAAAGACGAUGAAAUGAUACAGUUGGGCAGACACAAUUUGGCGCACGCUCUCAAGUCUCCUGACUUUUGUGGAUUUAUUCUCACCAAAUGGAUAAAAAGAUUUUUUGACCCUGACAAAGCCUUACGAAUCCGACUUGAGCUUGUACAGAACCAAGGCGAAUUUCUGGCUGAUCAAAACCUUUUUCGUUUGUGGCUAACUUACGUGGGCAAGUUUUGGGUAGAAUACGAUAGAGAUCACCUGAAGUAUGAGGACGAACAGGUGUAUAAACUAAUUACAAUUGCAAAGGAAGAAGAAAUUCUCGCGAUGCUUCACCCUAAAGAAUUAUCGGAAGAAGGAAAAUUGGUUGUCAACAGUUUGUGGAAACACAUGCUUGUUCGUAGUAAAAAUGAACCAUUAAUGAUGAAGAUUAUAGAGCAAAAUCCGUCUGAUGUCAAAGAGUUUGGUCAAAUCAAGAAAAAAUUGGCUACGCUUUACCAGUAG
This is a messenger RNA of Plasmopara halstedii, 951 nucleotides long. RefSeq lists its product as uncharacterized. The coding region runs from base 1 to 951 and encodes 316 amino acids. The transcript has a single exon. The record is from RefSeq and is a predicted model, not a curated record. Lineage: Eukaryota; Oomycota; Peronosporomycetes; Peronosporales; Peronosporaceae.